This is a messenger RNA of Dimorphilus gyrociliatus, 1766 nucleotides long. Lineage: Eukaryota; Metazoa; Annelida; Polychaeta; Dinophilidae. The record is from the annotation of a GenBank genome assembly.
AUAAAUAUGCAUAAGAGCGGGAUAACGGCGAUCUAGCAGGCAGUUAGUCGUAGAACCGUCGGUGUUGUCUCGUAUUCUUUCUUUCGUCGUCGUCGUCUCUCACCGGAAGUUCCUCCUUUUGUUCACAUUUUCGACGCCUUAAACAAUGGUGCACGGAGCAGGUAACGCUUAUCUUCAAUAUUAAUCAGUCGGCCAUAUUGAAAAUGCUCAACAUCUGUUUUGACGCCGGUCGCCAAAUUUCAAAGGCCUACUGAACAAGACUACUGCUAUUGUACCGCAUAUUAACCCAACCUUUUGGGGCCUAGAGUGUUACACUUUAGUAUAAUAUUGGCGAUGACAGAUGUCCCUUAAUAACUUGCUUUUCUUUGUUCGAUCAAUGGAACAGAGGACCGAAAAUUGUUCGUCGGCAUGCUCAAUAAGCAACAAACUGAAGAAGAUGUGCGCCAAUUGUUCCAGCCAUUCGGCUCGAUUGAAGAGUGUACGAUUUUGAGGGAUCAGAACGGAAAUAGUAAAGGUUGCGCCUUCGUAAAAUUCGGGGGAGCGUCGGAGGCCCAAGCUGCUAUAAAUGCUCUUCAUGGAAGUCAGACGAUGCCGGGAGCCUCUAGCAGCUUAGUAGUAAAACUAGCCGAUACGGAGAAAGAACGCCAAAUUAGACGCAUGCAGCAGAUGACGGCUGGACCACUAGGUCUGCUUUCGCCAUUGAGUUUGCCUUUAACUUCGGCCUACUGUUAUUCUACUGGUUCGCCUUUGAUACAACAACAGGCGGCUUUAAUGGCGGCUGCUCAAGGAACUUACCUUACCAACCCAGCCGUCUUAGCCGCAUCUCAUCCUUUAGCUGCCACAGCGCCAAACGGCUUAACAGCCGCCACUACACCAACAACCUCGGCCACAGUUAAUGGGGCUGCACCGACAAUGUUGUCGCCCACUGUCGCGGCACUACCAGUUGCCCAAGGCCAAGACAUCUAUAACGGAGCUGUUACACAAUUGGAUGCCCUACAACAGGCUUACACCAUACAAAGCGUCCCCGCCGCUUAUCCCAUUAGUGCGGCAGCCUUGGCAUACGGUCAGCUGCAGGCAUUGGGUACUGUUCUACCAAAUGCCCAAAAGGAAGUUGUUCUAACUGGUCCGGAUGGUUGUAAUCUAUUUAUUUAUCAUUUACCUCAAGAAUUUGGAGACGCUGAAUUAGCUCAGAUGUUUAUGCCAUUUGGUACUGUUAUUUCGGCUAAAGUCUAUGUGGAUAGAGCUACGAAUCAGUCGAAAUGUUUUGGAUUCGUUAGCUUCGAUAAUCCUGCUAGCGCUCAAGCGGCUAUACAGGCAAUGAACGGAUUUCAGAUCGGAAUGAAAAGACUUAAGGUGCAGUUGAAGAGGCCUAAGGACGCUAAUCGUCCCUAUUAAAGACGCCUAUCUCAUUUUCUUAUCUUCAUUUGAUUACGACAUAAUAUUGAGCACAAGCCCCCUCUACAGGCUACUCCAUCUCGUGUCUAAACAAAAUGUAAGCUUUUCUGUUGUGCUACAAUGUGUCGUCAAGAAUCUCAAAAGGUCACAGCCUAAAAAAAUUUUUAGUAGAGUUAGGUCACUGUAGGUCAUUCUGUCGCUGGACCACGCCAAAAAAAAAAUCAAUUACAAAAAACAUAAAACUACAUUCCUUUUAUUUUUAAACUAAGCGUGUUCUGAAAUUUUGCCAGUCUCUUUUUUUUUUACUUUUUUUUGUUGAUUGUUGAGCUAGAUUUGUACAGUGUUCAGUUUUUUUCUUUUUUUUUUUUUUU